Messenger RNA from Coregonus clupeaformis (lake whitefish), 1427 nucleotides. Its product is annotated as ADP-ribosylation factor-like protein 2. Bases 160 to 714 code for a protein of 184 amino acids. Gene Ontology annotation, cellular component: cytoplasm; microtubule cytoskeleton. The transcript has 5 exons. The record is from RefSeq and is a predicted model, not a curated record. Gene Ontology annotation, molecular function: GTPase activity; GTP binding. Gene Ontology annotation, biological process: protein folding. NCBI's taxonomy places the organism in Eukaryota, Metazoa, Chordata, Actinopteri, Salmoniformes, Salmonidae.
GGCUACUUUAGUAUCAACUUCCUACUUGUCUUGGAGCUGCGUGCUUGUGUUAGCUAGCAACAGUCAUGAGAAAAACUAUUAUAAUGUGUUGAUAUUAUAACAUCAUAUAUCGUGUAUUACUUCACUUUAUAUUAAGUAGUUUAUCAAACGUUCGUCACGAUGGGUUUGCUGACGAUACUGAAGAAAAUGAAGCACAAGGAGAGAGAGAUGCGACUACUUAUGUUGGGUCUAGACAACGCUGGUAAGACCACUAUUCUGAAGAAGUUCAAUGGCGAGGACGUGAGCACCAUCUCUCCUACACUGGGAUUCAAUAUCAAAACCUUGGAGCAUAAAGGGUUCAAGUUGAACAUCUGGGAUGUGGGCGGUCAGAAAUCCCUUCGUUCUUACUGGAGGAACUACUUUGAGAGCACCGAUGGGCUGGUGUGGGUGGUAGACAGCGCAGACAGACUGAGGCUGGAGGAUUGCAGACAGGAACUCAGCUCUCUGCUGCUGGAGGAGAGGUUAUCAGGAGCUACUCUCCUGGUGUUCGCCAACAAACAGGACCUUCCUGGAUCCCUGAGUAAAGAGACCAUACGAGAGGCCCUGGGCCUGGAUGACAUUAAGACCCAUCACUGGUGUAUCAUCGGCUGCAGUGCUGUGACAGGAGAGAACCUACUGACAGGAGUAGACUGGCUACUGGAUGACAUCGCUGCACGCGUCUUCACUGCAGAUUAGCACCCCGGGUUUGCAUUAAUAAAACGCAUCUGAAGAAGCUUCAGUGUUUCUCAACCUCCGGUCUGUGGGAUGUUGUUUGCUAUAUAAUGCUAGUUUUAGGGGAUAGUUUCCCAGACACAGAUGCUUUUCAGUCCAGGACUAGGGUUAAUUGGUUUCCAGGAAACCACCCCUGAAUGUGCAAUCGCACAAAACCUAGCUUUCCUGUCCCUAAUUAGAAAAAGGUUGAGAAACACUAGUAGGCCAGUCUGGGUACCAGUUUGUGCCAUCAUGCCACUGCACUGCUUGUCAUGCCAAACAACAAGGAGUGGGAUGACAUCACAAACAGAGGGAUGACAUCACAAACAGAGGGAUACUACAAAGCAGGAGAACAUUUUUAGAAAGAUACCGGUAAGCUUGAAAUGGGCGUGGUCUAAUUUACUCAACCAAAACGCACAUCUAAACUCAGCGUUUUGAAUCAACUCAAAUCAUGUUAUUUUGGGUUGUUUAUCAAAAUUAGCUAACUAACUCAUUGAUCCUGCUUUGUAGUACACCUCUCAGAUCUGUUAGGAUGCUACUAGACAGUACCAUCAUACUGAGUUAGAACUGUUUACAGUGGUUGGUUGGUUGUCUGCCAACCAGUGCCUCACUUCAAUGUAUCUGUUAUUCAAUUCACUCACCCCACCAUGGUUAGUGUUGGUGUGUAACUAUUUAUUAAAUUCACUCACCCCACCAUG